CCGGAAAGGUGCACUAUCCACAUUGUGAUCUGGAAUCACGCAUGCUCUUGUCAGCAAGGCAAGACAUCUUUGGCAAUACAAAUACUACUGCAAUACUAAUGAGGCUCUGGGCCUCGUCCUUCUUGCGUUGUAUCGCCUACGGCUGUUUGCAUUCCUCUACACUCUAGAUGCGUGAAUCGCAGAUUUCACCUUACAACGCUCACAACACCUCUAAUACCCCUGCCGGAGGCCACCGUAAGCAUGGCACAGUCGCAAGCCACGCAAUUAGCUAUCAUCCUCUCCGCUUUCUUCUUACCUAUUUUGACCUAUCUGUACUUCACAAGAGCACAAUCAAAGAAGAGCAAUGCGGGACCACUUCCUCUACCAACCGAGAUCACCGCGCUGUACAUCCAUCCCAUCAAGUCGUGUCACGGCAUCAAAGUACAAUCGGCAAAACUGCUCCCUACUGGGCUUGACCUCGAUCGCCAAUGGAUGUGGGUAACAGCCGAAAACUACGAAUUCCUCACCAUCCGCCAAAACGCCAAAAUGACGCUCAUCCGCCCAACCUACGAUGCCAAAUCUGACACUCUGACUGUCACGGCGCCCGCACCAAACUCCAUCGACGAGAAACUCGAAUUCAGCAUCCCCGCGCACCCAACCGCAGACUGGCUCGCAUCCAACACCGAGUGCCACGAAGCAAAGAUCUGGAACCAGUGGACGUCCGCACAAGUCUAUUCAACAAAGCUCACCGCGCCCUUCAACGAGUUCUUCGGCAAAGAAGUCCGCCUUGUGUACAAGCCGCCCAAGUCCACUGAACCGCGUCCUCUGCGCUCGAAUGGCGCAGCAGAUGUCCUGGGCAGAGAAGCAUCGACAUGCUUCCCGGACCUGAUGCCGCUCCUCGUGGGCAACCAGUCCAGCAUCGACGAACUAAACUCGCGCAUCAAAGCCGCAGAGAACGGCGACCUAACCCUCGACGUCACGCGCUUCCGCCCCAACAUCCUAGUCCGCGGCCAAGCCUCUGCGCCCUGGGAUGAAGACCGCUGGAAGACACUGCGGAUCACCUCCUCCGGCAAAACAGUCACGAAUCUUGAUGUUACGCAGCGCUGUGCGAGAUGCCACGUGCCGAAUGUGGACCCGGAGACGGCGGAGGAGCACAAAAGGCAGCCGUGGGACACGCUGAUGAAGUAUCGCAGGAUCGAUGAGGGGAUCACGUAUAAGCCUUGUUAUGGGAUGUUGUGUGUGCCGCGCGAGACGGGGGAGAUCAGGGUGGGCAUGACGAUGGAGGUUACGGGGAUUACGGAUCAGCAUCGGUAUAUCGCCGGGUUCUAA
This is a messenger RNA of Macroventuria anomochaeta, 1308 nucleotides long. RefSeq names its product MOSC domain-containing protein. The record is from RefSeq and is a predicted model, not a curated record. The coding region runs from base 241 to 1308 and encodes 355 amino acids. The transcript is spliced from 2 exons. NCBI's taxonomy places the organism in Eukaryota, Fungi, Ascomycota, Dothideomycetes, Pleosporales, Didymellaceae. Gene Ontology annotation, molecular function: molybdenum ion binding; catalytic activity; pyridoxal phosphate binding.